This is a messenger RNA of Oncorhynchus masou masou (cherry salmon), 2405 nucleotides long. Its product is annotated as gastrula zinc finger protein XlCGF57.1-like. The record is from RefSeq and is a predicted model, not a curated record. The transcript is spliced from 2 exons. Bases 114 to 1445 code for a protein of 443 amino acids. Gene Ontology annotation, biological process: regulation of transcription by RNA polymerase II. NCBI's taxonomy places the organism in Eukaryota, Metazoa, Chordata, Actinopteri, Salmoniformes, Salmonidae. Gene Ontology annotation, molecular function: DNA-binding transcription factor activity; RNA polymerase II cis-regulatory region sequence-specific DNA binding.
UGUGCACAAACCCAUUCUGUCUGUAUUGAUGUUUCAUGUAAUUGUGUGGAGUAAAGAAUGACAUAGCCUACAGUCGGAACUAAAUUACCUACCUAACUCACAUUCGACUGAAAAUGUAUCAACUACAGUUAUUGCGCGUGUUUUUAAAUGAGCGUUUAACCGCGGCUGCUGUGGAGAUUUUCGGGGCAGUUGAGAAAACGGUAGUGGAGUACCAGGAGGAGAAUGAUCGGCUACGGAGACUGCUGUGGAUCACGCCAGAGAUAAAACAACGUAGAAUAGACUCCCUGCAGCUCUCUCUCACAGUAUCUGAAGAGGAGGUUCCCUCUGAGCAGCAGCACUGUGAGCCGGAGUGGAGCCCCAGUCUGGGGCAGGAGGACCUCGAGCCCACACUGAUUAAAGAGGAACAGGAGGAAGUCAGGACCAGUCAGAAGGAAGAGCAGCUUCAAGGGCUGGAGGCUGAUAUCAUAGAGUUCCAAUUCACUCCUUCCUGUGUGAAAAGUGAAUGUGAUCAGGAGGACCCACUUUGGUCCUUGACUCUUCCCCAAACCCAGACUGUGGAAAACAAAGAGUGUGACUUUAUACCAGUGGAUCUCAAACCUUUUGGCACUGUGACUCACCUAAAGAGUCUUGCCAUUCCCCGUUACCCUCCAGAUAAUGAUAACAAUGCCUCCAGCCACAGCUCAGCCAUAAGCAGAGACCCAGUAGCACUUGACUGCAGCCCACAAUUGGAUCCCCACCCACCACUAGAGAAACUUUCUUCCAAACCCAGCAUGACGUCUAGAAAAACUCACCGCUGCUAUGACUGUGGUGAAAUGUUUGCUCCAAAAGCUGACCUGCUGAGUCAUGUAACUCUAACCAAGAAGAGACCCAGGGAAUGCAGCUUCUGCAAAACCUGUACACUGAAGGCCCAUGUCCGACUCCGUCACAUGGAGAAACCCUGCACCUGCCCUGAUUGUGGCAAGUCAUUCAAAUACAAAGGAGAUCUGUCCAGGCACAUGAGGAUUCACACAGGAGAGAAAUAUUUUAGCUGUGGUGACUGUGGGAAAAGUUUCAGUCUCAAGGGGAACCUAAUGAAGCAUAAACUGACUCACACAGGAGCAAAACCAUUUAGCUGUGGUGACUGUGGGAAGAGCUUCAAUCGGAAGGAGAACCUAACCAUGCAUAUACGUACUCACACAGGAGAGAAGCCAUUUAGCUGUGUCGACUGUGGGAAAAGCUUCAGUCUCAAGGGGAACCUAAUGAAGCAUAAACUGACUCACACAGGAGCAAAGCCAUUUAGCUGUGGUGACUGUGGGAAGAGCUUCUCUGUCAAGGGGAACCUAACCACACACAAGCUGACUCACACAGGGGAAAAACCAUUUACCUGUGGUGACUGUGGGAAGAGCUUCAAUCGCAAGAAAACCCUAACCAUGCAUACGUAUUCACACAGGAGAGAAAUCAUUUAACUGUAGUGGCUGGGAAAAGCUUCAGCGUCAAGAGGAACCAAAUUGUGCACAAACGGACUCACACAGGGGAGAAAUCAUUUAGCUGUGGUGACUGUGAGAAAAGCUUCAGUCGGAAAGGGGACCGAGAGGGGCUCAUACUGACUCAAACAAGAAAUAAACACUUUUAAUGUGGUGACUGCAGGAAAGAUUUAGUGUCAAGGGGAAUCUAACCACUCAUGAACUGACAAAGGAGUGAAACAACAUGGCUAUUCAGUCUGGUAAAAUAUUCACUCAUAAAGGCUUAUCUGCUGAAGCACGUCCACAAAGAAAGAAAAUAUGAAGAAAACUGAAAGAAAAAUGUAAUUAGGACAUAGAAAUCUGUCAGUAGAUAGCAAUAAAAAGGCAGGAUGUGGACAACACUUUUAGGAAAAGCAAAGCAACUCUGGAUCAUUAAUGCUGUGGGUUUCAGAUAAAUACAGUGCCUUGCGAAAGUAUUCGGCCCCCUUGAACUUUGCGACCUUUUGCCACAUUUCAGGCUUCAAACAUAAAGAUAUAAAACUGUAUUUUUUUGUGAAGGAUCAACAACAAGUGGGACACAAUCAUGAAGUGGAACGACAUUUAUUGGAUAUUUCAAACUUUUUUAACAAAUCAAAAACUGAAAAAUUGGGCGUGCAAAAUUAUUCAGCCCCUUUACUUUCAGUGCAGCAAACUCUCUCCAGAAGUUCAGUGGGGAUCUCUGAAUGAUCCAAUGUUGACCUAAAUGACUAAUGAUGAUAAAUACAAUCCACCUGUGUGUAAUCAAGUCUCCGUAUAAAUGCACCUGCAUUGUGAUAGUCUCAGAGGUCCGUUAAAAGCGCAGAGAGCAUCAUGAAGAACAAGGAACACACCAGGCAGGUCCAAGAUACUGUUGUGAAGAAGUUUAAAGCUGGAUUUGGAUACAAAAAGAUUUCCCAAGCUUUAAACAUCCCAAGGAGCACUGUG